AGAGAGUCAUUCCAAUUAGAGGUAUAGUCCUACUGGAGUAGUAUGGACUGGCUAGAUGCGCGAGUCACUCUGGCUUAAGUGGGAGUUUGUCGGCUUAGCUGAAGACGAGCAACAGGAGAAAAUUGCACGCGAUGGUUUGCCGUAUGAAAACUGGAUAUUGCACGGGGCUUCUUUGUGGUUACUGUGGCUUUUCCAGCGGUAUGAGCAUAUUCCUGUUCUCUUUCUAUGUUUGGGAGUCCUGAUACAUUUUAUCAGAUUUUCUACGCCCCUAACGACGUCAACAGUUCAGCAGCCAACAUCGUUGCUGAUGAUUAGUACUGCAUUCCGUUCAUCGAAGGGAUAAUUUCGUUGAGUGCAUUGCAGAAAUCUAGAGUAAUGACUGGACUGGCCUACCGUCCUACACGGUGAAAUCAUGGCGGACCAAGACUAACAGAAUGUGAUAACAGAAUUCGAGCGAACAACACCAGCGG
Molecule: messenger RNA, 470 nt
Organism: Aspergillus saccharolyticus JOP 1030-1
Lineage: Eukaryota; Fungi; Ascomycota; Eurotiomycetes; Eurotiales; Aspergillaceae
Exons: 1
Coding region: 56-343 (95 amino acids)
Source: RefSeq, a predicted model, not a curated record